Molecule: messenger RNA, 10405 nt
Organism: Anopheles stephensi (Asian malaria mosquito)
Lineage: Eukaryota; Metazoa; Arthropoda; Insecta; Diptera; Culicidae
Product: putative glutamate synthase [NADPH]
Exons: 13
Coding region: 853-7122 (2089 amino acids)
Biological process (GO): ammonia assimilation cycle
Molecular function (GO): flavin adenine dinucleotide binding; iron ion binding; iron-sulfur cluster binding
Source: RefSeq, a predicted model, not a curated record
CAUUCUUGUUCCGUCAGUUGGUUGAAUAGGACGUUUCUUGCAGCAAAGCUGUUCCUCACCGUGUUUCAAAUACAGGUUUCCGUGUGAAUAUCCGUGCAGUGAAUAACUACCGAGUGUCCGGCAGAAAGCCCACAAAAACGUGAUCCCAACAGCGGCUUCCGUUCGUCGAACGAAAUCGUGCGUGGAAAAGUGCCCGUUUUCCUUCGAUUACGCGCGUAUUUUACAUGCCUACACCCGUACACCGUUUCAUACACUCACACCUAUAACUGCUGUUAGCACAACAUUUCUUCUCGGAAAGGACGAGCUUCUCCUGAGCCGGAAAAAAAAAACGCGGGUGCAAAUCUCGUGGGUGUGCAAACUGUGCGGUGUCGUGUCGUGGCAUAAAGUUUCCGGUCGUUGCGCGAGUUUGGAUACCGGAAUUACUACUGUGCACGCAUACAACACGUUAAUCUCGUGCUCCUCUCAUCGCUUCAAUAUCCUCAGUCUUCCGUGAGUACACUACUGUCGCAGUGUAGUUUCACAGUAGUCUCAAGAAUCUUGAACAAAGUGAGUGUUUCGAUAUAGUUUGCAGUGUAGUGCUUGUGGAGCUGCAAUUGUGUAUCAAGUGUACAAGUACAGUAUCUAGUACAUCAGACUGUUGAACUCAGUGUUACACGGUGCGUUCUGUCAGGUGUGGAAAGACCUAUCAAACUUUUUUCAAAACUAUUUGUGCCAGUAAAGCUUGUGUGAUUUUAAGUACAGUAAGAUCUCGGUGUAUAGUGCGGUUAGCUGUGCAACGUUAGCGUGACGCUCGAGUGAAAUCUUCCGCCGAUCACCGUUCGAACCUAUUUCACCCUAACCUUGCCGUUUAGAAUGGCCCCACCCAACAAUGAAUGUACGUAUGAAGUAAUCAACAAUGUCGCCGCCUCGGAGGAGCUGGCCCAACGUGCUACCGAAAACGACGAGAUGCCCAAGAUGCAGAUGGCAUGGGAGACUCCGGCCGCCCAGGGGCUUUACGAUCCACAGAACGAGCACGAGGCCUGUGGUGUUGGUUUCAUCGUGUCGAUCGAAGGCAAGCCGAACCAUAAGAUCCUGCGCGAUGCUCAAACGCUUGCCAUACGCAUGAACCAUCGUGGUGCGUGCGCCUGUGAUAACGAUACCGGCGAUGGUGCAGGUGUCUGCACUUCGAUUCCGCAUCAGCUGUAUGCCAAGGAGCUGGCUUCCCAUGGCAUUGAGCUUCCCGCCUUUGGUCGUUACGCCACAGGCAUCUUUUAUCUGGAUAAGACAUCGCACGAGGAGGCAGAGAAGGAGUUUAACUCGCUGGCUGAAAGCCUCGGAAUUCAGGUGCUGUACUGGCGCGAUGUUCCCACCAACCAGGAGGCGGUCGGUGCAGUCGCUCGCAAAAGUGAACCCCUAUCCCGCCAGGUGUUCGUGACUGCCGACGUCGACGAGGAAACGUUCAAGCGACAGGUAUUCAUUUUGCGCAAGCGUGCCACGCACGAGCUGCAGCGUCCGGGGCGUCGCUUCUACAUCUGCUCACUCGCACCGAAAACGAUCGUCUACAAAGGUCUGUUUACCUCGGACCAGCUGUGGGAGUACUACGUUGAUUUGAAGAAUCCCGAUUUUCUCACCUAUCUGGCGCUGGUACACACGCGCUUCAGUACCAACACGUUCCCGUCCUGGGAGCGGGCUCAUCCGUUGCGUGUGUUGGCUCACAAUGGCGAAAUCAAUACGCUCCGUGGCAAUGUGAACCUUAUGAAGGCUCGCGAAGGUGUAAUGAAGAGCGAACAGUACGGGGACGAGCUGAAGAAGCUGUAUCCGGUAGUCGAGCCAAACCUUUCCGACUCCGGUUCGUGUGACUGCGUGCUUGAGUUUUUGACCCAAGUUGGAAAUCGAUCGCUGCCGGAAGCCGUUAUGACGAUGGUACCGGAAGCGUGGCAGAACGAUCGUACCAUGUCGCAGGAAAAGCGUGAUUUCUACCAUUGGUCCGCAUGCGUGAUGGAACCGUGGGACGGUCCGGCACUGAUUUCGUUCACCGAUGGGCGCUACAUUGGUGCCAUCCUCGACCGUAACGGGUUGCGUCCGUCCCGCUUCUACGUGACCCGGGACAACCUGCUCAUCAUGGCAUCGGAAGUCGGCGUUUACGACGUAGAUCCCAAAGAUGUUACUCUAAAGAGCCGCCUGAAGCCGGGUCGUAUGCUGCUGGUGGACACGGAGCAAAAGUCGCUGAUUCAGGACAUCGAACUGAAAUCGGAAAUUGCCAAAUCCCGACCGCAUACCGAAUGGCUGAAGCAACAGAUGAUUACCAUGGAUGAGAUUCGUGAAGCAGCCGCACUCUCCAACGGCACGGUUCAAACGAUUGCCAACGGUGACAACGAUCAGCUUGCAGCAAAGAAGGGCAUUCUGGAUCCACGCCUGCAGCUGUACGGCUACACGACGGAAACGAUCCACAUGCUGUUGCUGCCGAUGAUCAAGAACAAGAAGGAAGCGUUGGGCUCCAUGGGUAACGAUGCGCCGCUGGCCUGUCUGUCGGCAUUCCAACCGUUGCCGUACGAAUAUUUCAAGCAGCUGUUUGCACAAGUCACCAACCCACCGAUUGAUCCAUUCCGUGAAAAAAUCAUCAUGUCGCUACAGUGCCCGGUCGGGCCGGAGGCAAACCUACUGGUGGCCUCACCCUCGCAGGUACAUCGCAUCUGGUUGGAUAAUCCGAUCCUAAGCAUUCCAGAUGCUGAAGUUCUGAAACGGAACCAGCAUCGCGGAUGGAAAACUAAGGUUCUCGAUAUUACAUUCCCAGCGAACGAGGGUCCACCGGGUUACAUAGGCGGGUUGCGACGCGUCUGUGCCGAGGCGUAUGCGGCUGCCCAGAACGGCUACCAGCUGCUGGUGCUGUCGGAUCGUAAUGCGAGUGCCGAACGGGUCCCGAUCUCGUCCCUGCUCGCACUCGGCGCGGUCCAUCAUCAUCUCAUCGAGACGCGCCAGCGCAUGAAGGUUGGCCUGAUCGUGGAGACGGGCGAAGCGCGCGAAGUGCACCACGUCUGCGUACUGCUCGGUUACGGUGCCGACGCUAUCUGUCCCUAUCUGGUGUUCGAGAUGGCCGGUGCGCUACGUGACGAGUGCGUACUGGACCCGGCACUGACCGACGAUGCGAUUUACCGUGCGUAUGCCACGGCCGUCGAAACCGGAAUACUGAAGGUGAUGGCCAAAAUGGGUAUCUCCACGCUGCAAUCGUACAAGGGUGCGCAGAUUUUCGAAGCGGUCGGCAUGGGUGCGGAUGUGAUCGAUUUGUGCUUCCGUGGAACGCAAUCGCGCAUUGGCGGUGUUACGCUGGAGGUGUUGGCCCGCGAAGGCAUCGAGCGUCACGAGCUGGUGCACGGUACCAACCAUGCCGAUGCGAAAAUUCUGCGCAAUCCCGGUCAGUUCCACUGGCGUGCCGGCGGUGAAGGUCACAUCAAUGAGCCGGGCGCGAUCGCGGCCCUGCAGGAAGCGGCUGUGAACGAGAGCAAGGGUGCGUACGCGACCUUCCGCGACACGACCAUGCGCAGUGUGCAGCUGUGCACGCUUCGUGGCCAGUUGGAGUUUGUAAAGGGUCGUCCACGUGUCGAGCUGUCGGAGGUUGAACCCGCGAGCGAGAUUGUGAAACGUUUCGCUACAGGCGCAAUGAGCUUUGGCAGCAUUUCGCUCGAAGCUCACCAGACGCUGGCCAUCUCGAUGAAUCGCAUCGGCGGCAAGAGCAACACGGGCGAGGGUGGUGAGAAUGCGGAUCGUUACAUGAACCAGGACCCGCAGCACAACCGUCGUUCGGCCAUUAAGCAGGUCGCUUCGGGCCGGUUCGGUGUAACGGCGGCGUAUGUUGCCAAUGCUGAUGAUUUGCAGAUUAAGAUGGCGCAGGGCGCCAAGCCGGGUGAGGGCGGAGAGUUGCCCGGGUACAAGGUGUCCCAGGACAUUGCCGACACGCGCCAUUCGGUGCCGGGUGUGGGUUUGAUUUCACCUCCACCGCAUCACGACAUUUACUCGAUCGAGGAUUUGGCCGAGCUGAUUUACGAUCUGAAGUGUGCCAACCCCAAGGCGCGCAUUAGUGUGAAGCUCGUGUCGGAGGUGGGAGUUGGCGUGGUUGCCUCGGGCGUGGCGAAGGGCAAAGCGGAGCACAUUGUUAUCUCUGGCCAUGACGGGGGUACUGGUGCUAGCAGCUGGACCGGCAUUAAAUCGGCCGGUUUGCCCUGGGAGCUGGGAAUCGCUGAAACGCACCAGGUGCUUGUGCUUAACGAUCUGCGGUCAAGAGUGGUCGUCCAGGCUGAUGGACAGCUGCGUACGGGCUUCGACGUCGUCGUGGCAGCAUUGCUCGGUGCCGAUGAGUUCGGCUUCAGCACUGCACCCUUGAUCGUGAUGGGAUGCACGAUGAUGCGCAAGUGUCACCUGAACACUUGUCCGGUCGGUAUUGCAACGCAAGAUCCCGUGCUGCGAGCGAAGUUUGCUGGAAAACCGGAGCACGUGAUCAAUUACUUCUUCAUGCUUGCGGAAGAGAUUCGCGAGAUUAUGGCUGCGUUAGGGUUGCGCCGUUUCCAGGAGCUGAUCGGUCGUACCGAUCUGCUGAAGGUACGCGAAACGGUAUCGCACAAAGCAUCACUGCUCGAUCUGCAGAUGCUGCUGAAGAGUGCGCUGGAUUUGCGUCCCGGCACGAACAUCGUGGGCGGUUCGCUGCGUCAAGACUUUGUGCUGGAGAAGCGUGCCGACAACGAGCUGAUUAAGCGUGCGAUGGGUGUUAUUGAGGGCACCGAACCGCACAAGACGAUCGACAUGCGCAUCAACAACGAGGAGCGUGCGUUCUCGAGCACCCUGAGCUAUGAGAUCGCUCGGCGUUACGGCGACGCGGGUCUACCGGAGGGACGCUCGAUCACCAUCAACCUGACCGGGUCGGCUGGACAGAGCUUCGGCGCGUUCCUGGUGAAAGGCGUCAAGAUGACCCUGCAGGGCGAUGCCAACGAUUACGUCGGUAAAAGCCUGUCCGGCGGCACCAUCGUAAUCCGUCCACCGGAAGGCACUACGUUCGAAUCGCACCUGAACGUGAUCGUGGGCAAUGUGUGUCUGUACGGUGCUACCUCGGGACGCGCAUUCUUCCGUGGUAUUGCGGCUGAACGCUUCUGUGUGCGCAACUCCGGCGUAACGGCUGUAGUGGAGGGUGUCGGUGAUCACGGGUGCGAGUACAUGACCGGUGGGAUGGUAGUUAUUUUGGGUCUUACCGGUCGCAACUUUGCCGCCGGUAUGUCCGGUGGCAUCGCGUACGUGCUCGACACCGACGGAACCUUCCGGUCGAAGGUGAAUCCGGGCACGGUGGAGCUGCUAGGACUGGAGCUGGACGAAGACCGCCAAACGGUGAAGGAUUUGCUGCAGGAGUUCGUUAACGAGACGGGGUCGGAGGUGGCGAAGGAGCUGCUUUCCAAGUGGCCCGAACCGUGCCAACAGUUUGUGAAGGUAUUCCCGUACGAGUACCAGAAGGCACUGAGUGCACUGAAGGAGAAGGCGGUAGCGAAGGCAGUUACCACCAACGGACACCCGAAGGAACCGCAGGUGAAGGACAUUGAGGAAUCGGUCCAGGAUGGACAGCUGGCGAAGAAGAAGCUCGACCAAGUGUUGGACAAGACGCGCGGCUUCAUCAAGUACAAGCGUGAAACGUCGGUGUACCGCAACGCGGCCGAGCGUCAGCAGGACUGGAAGGAGGUGUUCAAUUUCCCGCAAGUUCGCUCGAACCUCAAGGUGCAGGCGGCCCGUUGCAUGGAGUGCGGUGUGCCAUUCUGCCAGUCGAACUCGCACGGCUGCCCGCUCGGAAACAUCAUUCCCAAGUGGAACGAUCUCGUGUUCAAUGGAAACUGGCGCGAGGCCAUCAACCAGCUGCUGCAGACGAACAAUUUCCCCGAGUUUACUGGCCGCGUCUGUCCGGCUCCGUGCGAGGGUGCCUGUGUGCUCGGUAUCUCCGAACCAGCCGUCACGAUCAAAAACAUCGAAUGUGCGAUCAUCGACCAUGCGUUCGAGCAGGGCUGGAUAACGCCGCAGGUGCCGCGCGUGCGCACAGGCAAACGGGUCGCGGUGGUUGGCUCGGGUCCGGCCGGUUUGGCCGCUGCACAGCAGCUGAACAAGGCGGGCCACCAGGUGACGGUGUUUGAGCGUAACGAUCGUCCCGGUGGGCUGCUGCAGUACGGCAUUCCCACGAUGAAGCUGUCGAAGGAGGUCGUACAGCGCCGGCUCGAUCUGAUGGUUGCGGAAGGGAUCGAGUUCCGCUGCAACGUGCACAUCGGGCGGGAUGUGAUGGGUUCGCAGCUGGAGCAGGAGUACGACGCGGUACUGUUUACGACCGGCGCUACCUGGCCGCGUGACCUGAACCUGCCGAACCGCGAUCUGAAGGGCAUUCACUUCGCAAUGGAAUUUCUAGAGGCGAGCCAGAAGAAGCUGAACGGUGCACGCCCGGAAUGGAUUUCGGCCGAGGGCAAGGAUGUGAUCGUGAUCGGGGGCGGUGAUACGGGUUGUGAUUGCAUUGCCACCUCGUUGCGCCAGGGAGCUAAAUCCAUCACGACGUUCGAGAUUCUACCCAUUCCGUCGGAGAAGCGUGCCCAGGACAACCCGUGGCCACAGUGGCCUCGCAUUUUCCGUGUCGACUACGGUCACGAGGAAGUACGUGUGAAAUGGGGCAAGGAUCCUCGCCAGUAUUCUACGACGACGAAGGAGUUUGUUAGCGAUGGCAACGGAAAUAUCAAGGGCGUCAACACGGUGCAGGUCGAAUGGACGAAAACACCUGCCGGCCAGUGGAGCAUGAAGGAGGUGCCCGGAUCGGAGAAAUACUACCCGGCUGACUUGAUCCUGCUGGCAAUGGGCUUCCUGGGUCCGGAGAAGCAAGCUCCAACCGAAAUGAAUUUGGAUUUGGAUGGCCGAGGCAAUAUUAAGACCACGAUCGGCAUGUACGGAACGGCCAAUCCGAAGGUGUUUGCUGCCGGUGACUGUCGCCGGGGACAAUCGCUCGUCGUGUGGGCCAUUUCGGAAGGACGGCAGGCGGCCAGACAGAUCGACACCUAUCUGAUGGGCAAACCGAGUGCACUGCCCGGGCCCGGUGGUGUCAUCGAUACCACCCGAUCUCCGAUUGCUGUUAACGCCUAAAUGGUGUGUCGUCUCCGUAAAGUACUCGGGUCACUUUUGUGUGAUUUGAGUGGUGGAGAAAAAGGGUCCCCUUUUUUUUCGUUAAUUAUUAUCGGAAUCACAGCCACAGCGAAGGAAGGAUGUGUUGUGGCAUAUUUAUUACGAUACGAGAGUAAGCUUAUUUCUUACUUGCUACCGUUGUGCUACCUUGUUUCGCUCGCCCCGAUGGCUUUUGCCACAGUGGCAAACAAUGUUAGGAGAAGCCAAGCACACAUUCAAACACAUAUAUGUUUUAAAAUAAGUAUGAUAUCACGCACAAUGGUAUGCAAUAGUACAGUAAACAAGGAACAGAUGAACAACUUUUAUGUUAAUGAAAUUAGUUAAGGUACCAGGUAUCUUUCACUGCUGCAAUUGUAGUAGUAGAGAGAGAGAGAGACACAGUGAGCAAACAAAUAAUAUGCAGACUGUUUUUGCUUUUCUUUUGGACAGGGAAAAAGUUUGUUAAAUCUUGAUCGGAAUAAGGGACGGUGGCAACACAAAACCGGCUGCAUUAUUCAGAGGUGAAUUUGCAAAACGAACGUGGUUGGAGAGAAGCACAUUGCAUUACUAGCUGAUUAUUUCGUCAUUCCUGUGCUUAUACACAACCACACACACACACUCAUACAGACUUCAAUUGCUACACUGUUUAAUUGUUUCUGCUAACCACCGUGCGUUCACGUCGUCGUGGCUUUCUUUUCUAUUCAAUAAUUCACCCCAGUCACCGUCCUUUGUCGAUGCGAUGAUUGUGCAGGGCAGUAAAGAGUGCAUUUUAAAGGAAUAGGUAAAUAUGGUAACACAUAAUCAGUAGCAUGAAAUCGAUUCCAGCCAUGUCAGAAAUCCUGCAGCUACUGCUGCUCGACGGCGACGGGUCUAAAGGCGAUAAAGCCUAGUCGCGCCGCGGCAAGCGUAGCUGUCGUGUGUAGGGCCACCCGCAAUGCAAGAAAGUAUAGCCGUGUGGGUAUUAAGAAAAGGCGCUUGAUGUCCCUCCGUUUUACCAUCAGGAGACCAAUGGUUAGGAUUUCUUAGCUGUGUUUUACUUUUAACCUGUAAGAGGGAGAGACUGGCGUAGCGCGAGGGUAGAGCAGCGUGUAGUGUGAAUUCUGUUAAAAGCUAAACUGUGUUUUAGCGUAAAGUAAAAGCAAAAGAAGUGCCGCGUGCCGUAUCAUCCCCCAUCCCGAGUGCCGUUUUCGUACCAUCCGAGAUCUGUGUUAUUGUAGGUUGCGCUUAGUGUUGCGCUAUAAAAUAAUAUCAGAAUAUUAGAGAGAAUGUUAAUGUUUUUUUGUUGGUUUUUGCUUUUCUUUUUUCGAAGAUUUUUUUUUUUUUGUUCGAGGAAGAACGCUAGUCUAGAAAAUAUAAUAUGUAUAUGUUCUUUUUUCUAUUUGGUUUUUAUUUUUAUCACAGUUUACGCCCCUUUAUCACAACACGCACACGCGCGAGCAAGGAAAAGGGCUUCGACAGAACAAAAACGCAACGUUAAACUUACCUCAAUCUAUAAUGUAUCUUGCAGCAACCCAGGUACCACCCGGUUCCGGUCGCUCAUGUACCGGACAUUUACCACUAUAUCAAUUUUAUUGCGAAUGCUCGCAAAUCCUAAAACAUUCGGAUCCCCAAGGAGAUUCGCCCGGCGUGGCCGGCCGUAUAUGUAUAUGUAUCCGGCCUUUUCGAAGUCAAUUAGACGACACAUUAUGUAGAGUACUCGUCACGUCCGUGUGAACUGUAAUCACUACUCCAUUUAGCGACAUUUCGUUUCAGCAAUCUAACGAAUUGUAUCGCACAAGAGUCAAGAAGAAAACACAAAAAUCGUUAUCCAAUCAUACAGGAAUGCGAAUCUUCCAGUGUAAAUGUUUGUGAGUUACUUUGCCACUAUAGGCGAACCACAGGAGCGAUGGAACGCACAGUCGAGCAAGGCGCGAAGAAGCUUCACAGGUGUUACAAGCCGAAGGGCUGAAUCCCAAAGGGAUCUGUCGUGCGGAACUUACCCCGUCGCGGGCGUGUUAUGACAAUAAUUAGCGUGGAAAAGUAUAAGAUUGAAUUACAGUGAGUUAUUAGUGCGCCGACUGGGGCUGUCUAAAGUGAAUGGCAAAACGAAAUUAUUAUAGAAGCGUUAUAACCGACUAUGAAGAAAUGAAAUGUUCCGAGCAUUAUUAUAAAACUAUACAUUGCAAACCAAACUAGAUACCCGCAGCUAGAUGUCCACAAUCGUUCACGUUCCUUCACUGGAAAGACAGAACUUAUACAACCACCACCCAACCACAGUCACGUGAGAACCCAUUAAUCCGACGAUGUGUCUAUUUACAAAUUGCAGCAUAAAUCAAUUAAAACAUAUGCAAUAUUUAAAGGAAAAAGCAUGAAACAAAAAUCAAAAUUCCAAUUCAAUUCCAACGGUUCGUGUGUGUGUGUGUUUGCCCGAACUUGGAAGAAAAAUCUACUCACACGUAUUUUAAAUCAUACAACACAACCAAGAAACAUUUAAAACUCAUACAUAAAACACACAAAACAAAACUUAUGAUUGUUGAAAAGAAAAGGGGAAAACCCGCGUCGAACAAGUUAAACCAUGGAAAACAAGAUGUGAAAACAAUCACACAUGGCAAAGGAAUGUUGUGCAGUGAGGAGAGAGAAAAAGCGUAUGGUUAUACUAAUUAUAUAUAUAUUAUACAAUUUACAUCGUUGUUAGUAUUUGUUGCGAAAAAGGCACAGUUACAACUGCGCUUAUGAUGUACAACACACGAAUGCUAAAACGUAUUGAAUGCUUAUACAGCUCUGGUUAAUGCUUAUCACCUAUACAGCGAUGACAACGAUGUGUUGCAAACUCUGAUGUAAACGCCUAGAAACAAAUUUGAUCAACUGAUCCCGCUCACCAAUUUAAGUGAAAAGCGGAAAACAAAAUUGUUGCAUUCUUCUACUGUGCACGUGGUGCCCUGGUAACCCCCCCCCCCCCCCCCCCCCCCCGUUCAGGCUGCUUGUUUUAGACAAACAUGAUGCUCAUGCAAAAUCGAUUAUCGAUCAGAAAACACAUAUUUAUUCUCUUAGAUUACGAAGCAAAACGCAUAAUAUCGAGUUGUUAAAUUGUUCUAAAACUGUGUGACGCUUUGAAAACUGCUGGUUUGGCAAGGAAAGACACUCAACUUAGAUAUAGCAAAUUGGGCAUGCCUGAGCGUAUGUUGCAUUGCAAACAUUUAUAUACAUAUAAAGGUAUAUCUAUAUACACGCAGCUGUACCGUAUCUUACAAUCCCGUUCAAUAAAUGUAGACAUUGAAAACUGGAA